CAUCUAAAUCAAUUUUUAUAAUUAAAUGCACAGAAAAAACCAAAUAAGAAGAACAAUCAUAUAUGAUCGGAGCGAAAUCUAGGGUUCUUUCUCGUUUUCAAGAUCUCUUCCCGCGAUUCUUUAAGAUCUCUCUGAAACAGUUUCUCCAUUGAAACGAUAAAGCUUCUGAUUCCUUACAUAUCUCUAUCCUUUUCUCUCUGCGUCUUUUUUUCUCAGGUUUGCGAUAGCGUUCUCGUGCGGCAGGUAGGUUGGGGGAUUUGCGUGGGAAGUUGCUUCUGGCGAUGAAGGUGGUGAUUUACUGGUAGAGUUCAAAUGCCGGACGAGGAUUUGAUCGAGCUUAAGUUCCGACUUUACGAUGGAUUGGAUAUUGGUCCAUUUCGUUAUUCCCCAACUUCAACUAUAGCGAUGGUUAAGGAGAGAAUUGUUGCAGAGUGGCCUAAAGAUAAGAAAGUUGUGCCCAAGGCAGCAAAUGACAUAAAACUGAUAAAUGCUGGCAAGAUUUUGGAAAACAACAAGACUGUUGGUCAAUGUCGAGUGCCUUUUGGGGAUCUUCCUAGCGGAGUUAUCACUAUGCAUGUCGUGGUGCAGCCAACUAAAGCAAAAGCAAAAACAGAAAAGAAGUUCGACGAGAUCCCAAGAAAAAACACAUGUUCGUGUUCCAUAUUGUAGGAAUGUCGAAUCAACGGUAAGGAAGUUCUGACGUUUGCUAAGGGGCUGGUACCAGCCAGCCUAAUGAGGUCACAUAAAUGUGUAGCAUGCAAUAGAGAAUAAUAUCACUGUAUGACAAAGUUCCCGUGCCUGAUUAAUUACAUGGUUCGUUUCAGGUCGAUCCUGCGUGACAUGAAUUAUAUAUAUAUAUCGUAUGAAUCUAUAGAAUGAGUAGUAGUCUGAAGUAUGUAAUGGAGGUGGUUUCGAUUGUUUCAAAAUUAUUUUUACAGAAAGAAAUGAGGGGUCAACUUGAUCCUGAGAUUUGUAAUGUCAUACGUCAAAUUCAGCCUGUGUAAACACUAAACUGUUCUUCCCAUGAGUUCUACAAUUAAUGUUUUGGAGUAUUGAAGGUUGGAGUGUGUUUG
Cucurbita moschata (crookneck pumpkin) is the source of this 1073-nucleotide messenger RNA. RefSeq names its product membrane-anchored ubiquitin-fold protein 4-like. The record is from RefSeq and is a predicted model, not a curated record. The transcript is spliced from 4 exons. Lineage: Eukaryota; Viridiplantae; Streptophyta; Magnoliopsida; Cucurbitales; Cucurbitaceae. Bases 313 to 669 code for a protein of 118 amino acids. Gene Ontology annotation, molecular function: protein binding.